AUGUCGCAGUCGAAACAUGAUGAACCUCAACCUGAAGUAUUUACGAAAGAACGCAAGGAGAAACUCACGGAGAAAAUGUCAGAGCUGACGAAAAAGCCAUUGGAGCUACUGGAUUUGGAUAUGAAUGACGACAUGCUCGCGGAAGCGGUCAUCAAAGCUGAUAAUGCCAUCGAUAAGUUCGAAAUGGAAAUGAACAUGGCAGAGUACAUAAAGAAAAGCUUCGAUAAAAUGUUUUCCCCUCCCUGGCAUGUGGUCGUUGGUCAUAUGUAUGGCUCCAGUGUUGUCCACGAUAAUGGAACGUUUGCAAAUUUCAUUCUGGGUGACAUGGGAUUUCUCAUAUACAGAGGAAUGAGCUGA
Messenger RNA from Soboliphyme baturini, 357 nucleotides. The record is from the annotation of a GenBank genome assembly. Lineage: Eukaryota; Metazoa; Nematoda; Enoplea; Dioctophymatida; Soboliphymatidae.